GAAAUCAGACGAUUGGCAGUCGCUUGCACAUACUCUCCUCCACUAUUCGGCUUUGCUGCCGCGGCAUCACGCCUUCUUCAGCUCGGCUCAAGCCGACGUUCUAUCGAAUACACCCGUGUCCAAAAACGAGACUUUCACGAGAAUGGAAAAUGGUUAUGCUUUUUACUCAGAGAUAUGAUAAUACUACUUAGUUGGCACCGUUUGAAAUAUGGUGCGUUAGUUGCAUUUGGCAGCGGUUUGUUAACUACACAUAACUAG
This is a messenger RNA of Bipolaris victoriae FI3, 258 nucleotides long. RefSeq lists its product as hypothetical. Lineage: Eukaryota; Fungi; Ascomycota; Dothideomycetes; Pleosporales; Pleosporaceae. The record is from RefSeq and is a predicted model, not a curated record. The annotation marks the transcript as partial. The transcript has a single exon.